Phalacrocorax carbo (great cormorant) is the source of this 1608-nucleotide messenger RNA. The record is from RefSeq and is a predicted model, not a curated record. Lineage: Eukaryota; Metazoa; Chordata; Aves; Suliformes; Phalacrocoracidae.
AUGUGACGGGCGCCCGGUCACCGCUGACAGGGCAAGAGGCGAAACUGCUGGAGAUGACGAGAGUCCCCAGCCGCGGUCGGUCCGCCCGCCCCGGCGGCAGCACCGCACAGAGACUCCGCCACCAGCCUCGCCCGCCCCUUCACACCUGCCGGCGGCAGUUGGGCCAGUACGGGGGGGCGUGGCCUCGGGUAAUCCCUGUGUAUUUGAGCCAGAAUUAUGGGAUUGUUUGACAGGCUAGCGGGAUGGCUUGGGCUGAAGAAAAAGGAGGUUCAUGUUUUGUGCCUUGGCUUGGACAACAGCGGCAAAACAACGAUCAUAAAUAAACUUAAGCCUUCAAAUGCUCAAACUCAGGACAUUGUUCCAACAAUAGGAUUCAGUAUAGAGAAAUUCAAGACAUCAAGUUUGUCUUUCACAGUGUUUGAUAUGUCAGGUCAAGGGAGAUACAGAAACCUCUGGGAGCAUUACUACAAAGAAGGCCAAGCCAUUAUUUUUGUCAUUGAUAGCAGUGACAAAUUAAGGAUGGUUGUGGCCAAAGAAGAACUUGACACCCUUCUGAAUCAUCCAGAUAUUAAGCACCGUCGACUGCCUAUUCUCUUCUUUGCUAACAAGAUGGACCUCAGGGAUGCAAUAUCAUCUGUGAAAGUAUCUCAGUUACUGUCGUUAGAAAACAUCAAAGACAAGCCCUGGCAUAUCUGUGCCAGUGAUGCACUUAAAGGAGAAGGAUUACAAGAAGGUGUGGAUUGGCUCCAAGAUCAGAUCCAAGCAAUGAAGACAUGAGAGAUAAAUAAAAGAUGUGUGGCAUUUCUUUACAAACUUUGUCAGUAGGUGUACAAGUUCCUUGGAAGGGAAGAAUGGCUUAAAGAAAAUGAACAGUUCCACUAAAAUACACUGUGCUGACUGGUUUCCUUUUAGUAUCUCUUCCAGGAAAACUGAAUGUAGACAACAUAGCACCUCAGGUAUGCACACUGAUGAAUUAAAUUGAAUCUUGUGACUGGAGAGCAUAUUUUAAAAGAAGAUUUGUGUUAACAAUAAACAUCUGCAUUCAUGUGGGUUUUAAGUGAUAAUUAGCCAUCAGAAAAUGCCCCUCGGGUUUUUUGGGGGGAGGUCACCCUUUGACCAAAUGGAAGUAUUUCUUUUCCUGAGAAAGAAUAAUCAGCACUUCCUGAAAUAGAGCUGCAUGAGAUACCUACUGAUUUUAGGGGCCCAUUUUUAGGUAUUUCUGCAAAUUUUUUAUUGUAACGUUUUAUGUUGGGCAUUUAGUAACCAUCUACAAUAGGCUUCUAGAGGAAUAUUUUGAUUCAAGAUACAAGGAUUCAAAUAUUAAAUGUGUUUGUUACAGAUGAUUGCAGAUGUUUUUAAGGAACUGCUUUUAAUGAAAUGUUACAAAUUGAUUUUGUGAUAUGCCAUGGUUAUAUUUGCAUUCCCAUCAAUAAAACUUCAAAUAUACAACAUGCCAUGGUUUGGUUUUUUAGCUUAAAUGUGUUCGUUGAUGGCCUUUACAUCUUAGAGAUUUUUGGUUUUCUGUCAGUUCGUUUGGAAUUUGCUUGUCCAUUUUCCAAGGCAAAUAGCGCUGUAUACUGUAAUAAAGCUUCUGACAAGGUUGGUUUU